Messenger RNA from Brachypodium distachyon (stiff brome), 3161 nucleotides. RefSeq names its product E3 ubiquitin-protein ligase hel2. Gene Ontology annotation, molecular function: ubiquitin protein ligase activity; ribosome binding. The transcript is spliced from 7 exons. NCBI's taxonomy places the organism in Eukaryota, Viridiplantae, Streptophyta, Magnoliopsida, Poales, Poaceae. The coding region runs from base 210 to 2765 and encodes 851 amino acids. Gene Ontology annotation, biological process: protein ubiquitination; rescue of stalled cytosolic ribosome. The record is from RefSeq and is a predicted model, not a curated record.
GGCAACCGGGCGCUGUCACCAAACGCGAGCCCGUGGAAAAAUAAACCGCGUCGCCGUCCCGAGCCUUCUCGUCUUCCUCCCCACCCUAACCCUCGCUGCCUCAGAAAAAGAAGAACAAAAAAAACCCCUCCCAGUCCGCCGCCGCCGUGCCGCCUACGCCGGCCCCUCUUCACCAGCUAGCCUGCUACGGAUCUCAGCCGCCUGCUGAGAUGGAUGACAGCUGCGCGGUGUGCGCGGAGGCGCUGGAGUGGGUCGCUUACGGGCCAUGCGGGCAUCGCGAGGUGUGCUCGACCUGCAUCAUCCGCAUUCGCUUCGUGCUCGAGGACCCUCGAUGCUGCAUCUGCAAGACCGAAUCGGACACCGUCUUUGUCACGAAGGCCAUGGGCGAUUACACAAGAGUGAUCACCGAUUUCUCUGUUUUUCCCUCUGGGGCGAACGAGGGGAAGGUGGGGGAAUACUGGUACCAUGAGGAUACAAAGGCAUACUUUGAUGAUGCUGAUCAUUAUAAAAUGAUAAGGGCAAUGUGCCGGCUUUCUUGUAGUGUAUGUGAGAAAGCUGAGGAUCAGGUUGGUCAGGCAGCACAAGCAAAGCGCAGAAGCAGGUUCAGGAGCAUUGAACAGCUAAAGGGACAUCUGUUUCAUCAGCACAGGUUAUUCAUGUGCAACCUUUGCUUGGAGGGGAGAAAGGUAUUCAUUUGUGAGCAGAAGCUUUAUACAAGGGCACAGUUAACUCAGCAUACAAAAACUGGUGACUCUGAGGUGGACGGGUCUGAGGGUGAACGCAGUGGUUUUGCAGGACACCCAAUGUGUGAAUUUUGCAGAAAUGCAUUUUAUGGAGACAAUGAGCUUUACACACAUAUGUCCAGAGAACACUUUUCGUGCCACAUAUGUCAAAGGCAGCAUCCUGGACAGUACGAUUAUUUCCGUAAUUAUGAUGAUUUAGAGAUGCAUUUUCGUAAGGAUCAUUUUCUAUGUGAAGAUGAAGCAUGUUUGGCAAAGAAGUUUACCGUCUUCCAGAGUGAAUCAGAGUUCAAGAGACAUAAUGCUAUGGAGCAUGGAGGGCGAAUGUCUCGUGCUCAGAGGAAUGCUGCACUUCAGAUACCUACCAGUUUUAUAUAUCAAAGGAAUGAGCAGGAUCAAAGGCGUGGCAGAGGUAGGGGCCGUAGUGCUCACGGCAGACCUGAUAGGGAUAUCUCAUUUGCUCUGUGGGAUGGCAGUGCAACUGUGGACCAUGGCCUUGGAAAUCGAGUUGAUAGUGUGACAGGGCCCUUGCAUUCAUUAAGUGUCAGUUCUAAUUCUGGGCGAGCAGAAACUGGCCGAAGCACUGGGAAUGAUCGUGUACUCGAACAGUUGUCUUUUCCUCCACUUCAAGACCAGGAUAUCCCUGAUGCUAGGAUGGACUCUGUUCCUGACGAAACUUCCUUUCCUCCCCUUUCGGAGCAGCCAUCAAGGUAUGCUCUGGCCGUUAAUCAGAGUUCAAGGGGUUCUGCGAGGCUUGGUGACGAAUCAUUAUUCCCUCCAUUACCGGGGUCGAGUAACAACAGGGGUGCUGCUUCAACGCAACAGGGACUACAAAAUCUCGCUAAGAACACACUUGCUUCAAGGCUUCAACAACGUAGUAUGGGCACUGUGAAAGUACUCAAUUCUUCUCGGCCUCGCCCCUCUGAAAAUCCUGAAAUAGUACCUCAUGUUUCAAGUUCGACCCAGACAUGGCCUCCACCUGAUCAGGGGCUACUCUCUGGUUCUUCUCAACUUCGGAUGGGAUCAACAAGAGAAAAUGGGCUCACGCCACCUGCCUCCAGCAGUUCAGCAUGGAAGCUUGGAGGUUCAAACAAGAUGACACACUCUGUUUCUACCCUUAAUCUUGUUUCUGGUGCGUCCUUUGGCCAGACAUCAUCAAGUACACCUUACGCCAAUAAAAACCAACUGCCACCACAAAUCAGCCAAACUUCGCCUAUUGUGGAGGAUGUUCGUGCCGCCAAUAAAUCCCUGGUUGACAGAAUGCGUGCUGCUUUAGGAAUGGAUGCGGAUAGGUACGCUGCAUUUAGAGAAAUUGCUGGCGAAUACCGCCAAGGUGCCAUUGAUACUCCAGAGUAUCUUUCCUAUGUUGAGCAAUUUGGUAUAUCACAUCUUGUCCCUGAAAUGGCUAGGUUGUUACCUGAUCCUUGGAAGCAGAAGGAACUUCUUGAUGCCUAUUACACCAAUAUGCGCUUUAGAAGCCUCAACGAAAAUGGCACUGGUGAAACCAGUACGUUGAAAGAGAACAAGCCUAAAAAGAAGGGGAAGGGAAAAACUCAUGAUGUCUCAGAAACGAUUGAUGCCAAGGAUGCAAGUAAUUCGCUAGCAGAUAGUUUUUUGGAAACUGUGAGGAAGCAUCAAUCAAAUAACAAGGCUCAGGAAGGAGAGGCUGUGGUGCUUUCCAAAGAUGGGUAUCGAUCUUCCAAGGGAAAGACCCCACUAUUAGCUGGCGGGUCAUCAUCUAGUACAGAUAUGGGUCUAGAUGGUGAUCCUGGUGCCGUCAGCGAUGUGGUGAAGGGAGGGAAAGGCAGCAGCAGUAACAGCAGUCGACAAUCAAAGAAAACGUCAAAGUUUCUCAGAGCUCGAUUAGGUGAUAGCUCACUAGCUAUGCUUGACUUUAGUCGCCGUGACGUGAGCCCUGAACGACCAGAACAGGAAUCGCAAGGCCCACACACUGGGUUGCCUGUGCGAAGCGUUUGGAAGAAUGGUGCAGCGCAGAAGCUCUUUUCUGGCAAUGGAAAGAAGUAAAAUCAUUUUAUGGUUGCCGUUUGAUGCAUAAAUUGAACUGGUUGACAGUAAGUGUACACAUUUUGUGUUCUGCAGAGAGGAAACACCUUAGGUGCAGAAGGCACUUUGUUUGGUUUAAGUUGCGUUUUCUACUGAAUUUGCUGGCCAAAACCUCAAAGGUGGGGACGAAACCUGGAAUGAUCAAUGAGCAAUGUAAUGUUUGUGGCUAGUUGUACCUUGGCGAGUCCAUUGGUAGAUGGUAUGUUGCAUGUAUCUACCAAUGUUUCAGGCUGUGCGACUUUCGGUUACAGUUUCUUAUAUUUACUGUCUGGUAAGACAGUGCUGUCAUUUGACUAUGGAUUCAGGCUUGCUCCAAAUCCAAUGACCUCUAUUUUUCGUACAUUGCAUAAUCCUCUA